AUGGGCGGAGGUGGAAAGAUUCCGUACCCCAAGGAAGUGUGGUCUCCCGCCGGAGGCUGGUACGCCCGGCCCGCCAACUGGAAAGCCAACACAGCCAUCAUCGGUGCUGCGAUGGUCGGAAUUAUCGCUGCAGUAUGGAGUCUUAGCGCUGAGCGCGAAUACCGGGAUAAGAUGCCAGAGCCGGACAGGUUCUUCCCUAGCCGAUACUGGAGCAAACAAAUUAUCGAACACGAGAGACAACAAGCUACCAAGAACGAAUCAUAA
Aspergillus calidoustus is the source of this 264-nucleotide messenger RNA. The record is from the annotation of a GenBank genome assembly. NCBI's taxonomy places the organism in Eukaryota, Fungi, Ascomycota, Eurotiomycetes, Eurotiales, Aspergillaceae.